Messenger RNA from Medicago truncatula (barrel medic), 2058 nucleotides. Its product is annotated as pentatricopeptide repeat-containing protein At1g62910. The transcript has a single exon. The record is from RefSeq and is a predicted model, not a curated record. Lineage: Eukaryota; Viridiplantae; Streptophyta; Magnoliopsida; Fabales; Fabaceae. Gene Ontology annotation, molecular function: protein binding. The coding region runs from base 228 to 1964 and encodes 578 amino acids.
CUUUUUCCUUUCUCUUCCUUCUCAUUCCUUCCCCACUUUCAUUAUUUCUCAUCAAGUCCAAACAAUGAAAACCUCUCAAAUUCUCCUUUCCAUAAUUCAUUUUCACCGUUUUUCUCUUAACCCAAACAAAAGAAAAACAAAACAAAAUUCAACCUUCUCCAGUUUCCUAAGAAAAGAAUCGAACAGAGACACGACAAGGAAUCGCAGGUUGUCUUCGGAAAAUUCGAAUGAUUCUUUGUAGAACAAAAAAUGCUGUUUUUUCCCAUGUUUUCAAACCUUCUCUUUCCUCUCUUCUUCAUCUUUAUUAUUCUUCAUCUUCCAAAAAGAACAAAACAAACCCUAAUCUCAUAAACCCUAAAUCCCCUUCUUCAAAAUCACCUCGACCCACUUCCUCAAAACCUUCAAUUUCGAACCUUUCACCCAAAACAACCCUUUACACAUUGCUAACCGACCUUGUUUCUUGCCCCACUGACACAGACACUGCCAUUGACAAUGUUUUGGAUUGUUACAAAGCAGAGUUAACCUCUGACCUUGUACUUCGUGUCUUGAUGAGUUACAAUCACUUGGGUAGAACCAAAACAUUGAAAUUUUUCUCAUGGGCAGGGACAAAAAUGGAUUUUCAAUUUGAUGACUCUGUGAUUGAGUACAUGGUUGAUUUCUUUGGUAGAAGGAAACUUUUUGAUGAUAUUAAGUGUUUGUUGAUGACAAUUGUUGCUCAUAAGGGUCAAGUUUCGAGUAAGGCGUUGUCGAUUUGUAUUAGGUUUUUGGGUAGAGAAGGGAGGAUAAAUGAAGUGUUGUCAUUGUUUGAUGAAAUGGAAAGUGUGUUUGGGUGUAAACCUGAUAAUCUUGUUUGUAACAAUGUACUUUAUGUGUUGUGUAAGAAACAGUCGUCGGAAGAGAUGAUUGAGCUUGCACUAUCGAUUUUCGAUAAGAUUGAAUCUCCUGAUACUUAUUCUUGUAGUAAUAUGAUUGUUGGUUUGUGUAGACUGGGUAGAUUUGAGGCAGCUCUUGAGAUUUUUCGAAAAAUGGAUAGGGUUGGUGUGCAUCCAACUCGUUCUGCUAUGAAUGUUCUUAUCGGGGAUCUUUGUUUGAUGAGUGCAAAAGAAGGGUCCGUUGAGAAAGUAAAAGUGACGAAGACUCGUAGACCGUAUAGCAUUUUAGUUCCUAACAUGGGAGGAAAUAGGGCUGCAAUUCAGCCAGCUGUUGAAGUGUUUUCCGCAGUUGUAAAUUCUGGUUUGUUGCCCAGUACUUUUGUUGUGUUUAGGCUUAUGUCAGAGCUUUGUCGCUUAGGUAAUACCGAAGAAGCUGUUAAAGUGUUGAGGAUUGUUGAGGAAAAGAAACUAACUUGCGUUCAAGAGGGAUACUCAAUUGUCAUCAAGGCAUUGUGUGAUCAUCGUAGAGUAGAGGAAGCCGGUAAAUUGUUUGGGAGAAUGUUGGAGAUCGGCUUAAAGCCUAAGUUAGUUGUUUACAAUUCUGUUAUAUCCAUGUUGUGUAAAUUGGGAGAUUUAGACAAUGCUAAUGGUGUGUUUGAAAUCAUGAACAAGAAUAGAUGCUUUCCGGAUAGUAUAACUUACAUUGCCCUGAUCCAUGCUCAAUGUGCGUGUAAGAAUUGGAAAGUCGCUUAUGAAUUGUUGAUGGAAAUGUUAGGCUUAGGAUGGAUUCCACAUUUUCAUACUUACAAUUUGGUAGAUAGUCUUUUGAGAGAACAUGAUCAGUUGGAUUUGUGUCAUAAAUUGGAAAGAAAAUUGGAGAAUCAGAAGUUGUUGAAGUUGUGUAAGGAAGGUCAACUAGGUGAUGCGUACGAGAAAGUAAAAGCAAUGCUCGAAAAGGGUGUUCGUUUAUCAGCUUAUGCUAGAGACACAUUUGAGCAUGAGUUUCAAAAGUGUGGCAAGUUAGAAAUAGCACACGACUUACUGGAAAAGACUCGUAGAGUUCAGGAGCCUCAGGAGAUUAACAGAAGUUAACUAAUUAUGGAAUACAAAUUCAUUUUUUGUUGUAACAAUUUUGAGUUUUAUGGUUGACAUUUUUUCUAUAAUAUUUAACAUGAUGAUUUCCUCA